ACGCAAUGUUCCGGGUUUUUGCACUUCAAAUCCUGAAUACUAUGAUAUUACUUACUCAUUUCAUGCGGAGGCUGACGAGCUACUAUAAAGAGGGUCAUCCUUCGAGGGUAGCCUAACAACUCCUUGGUCUGAGUUACCUUGCGCGCCCUUCUUCAAGCUUCAGUCAUGGAUACAUACAUGGCCCGAGAUGUUCUUGCGUCGAGGUCCAGUGUCACCGACAAGACUUUGCGAUCCACCCGCAACAAGCUGUACCCGCUGCAGGCGUGGUACUGCAUCGGUCUUUUCAUUUUUAUAAUUGCCGUUUUUCAGUCCAUUUCUUUCUUUCACUCCAAGUUCGCUGGGAGGCGUAAAACAUUCAACGACUCCGACCCAGAACUUGCUUCUGUGCACCGUCGUCGCAGUUUUUCUUGGCGUCGCAUUCCGUUGGGACUUGUCAAUGCAUACCGAGUCAUUUCUUUCCGCUGGACACUCGAAUUUGGAAAGACGUACACCCUCAACAUGGCUGAAGUGUUUGUCACUAUUGCAUACAUCAUUUUUCUUUUUCUAUGGGCAUUUAUCAACACAACCGAUCUCGAGGGCCACGCAUUUGACAUUACGUAUUGGUCCAACCGCUCGGGCAUGCUGGCCGCGAGCCAGUUCCCACUGAUCACUGCACUCGGAACCAAGAACAACAUAGUAUCCUUAAUCACCGGUAUCAGCUACGACAAGCUUAACUAUGUUCAUCGCAUGAUGUCUAGAGUCGUGUUCACCUUGCUCUGGGUUCAUGGAGGCAGUGAGGUUGUCCGAAACGCACCAUUCCAACCAUACUUCGCGGAGCAGUGGCUCGUAUGGGGCGUAGUUUCCAUGAUCGCAUUUAGCAUUCUAUGUAUCGUCUCCUUGCGCCCCGUCCGAGCACAAGCAUACGAGCUUUUCUUCUACGUUCAUUUCUCUAUGGUUCUCACUUUCCUGAUCGGUGCUUACUACCACACAAAACAAUUUACAGUCGCCUACUGGAUCUACCCCUGUUUCGUAAUCUGGGGACUGGACCGCCUCAUCCGCUUCAUUCGUCUAGUGAUGUUUAACCACUCGUACUUCGGAUUCGGGUCAGGGUCUACGAUGGAUGCGACCGCUGAACUCCUAUCAGAUGAUUUUGUUCGGUUGCGUUUCCACCGCCCGUCUCAUUUCCACUGGACCCCUGGACAAACUGCCUAUCUUAUCAUGCCGUCUGUCUCACGCCUGCCAUUCGAGGCCCACCCUUUCACCAUCGCGAGCUUUAAUUCGAAACUUUUUGAUGCGCCCAAGGAACAGAACCCAACGAGCGAAAAAUAUACUCAGAUCAGCAUAGCAGAAGGCAGUCUUGGUUCCAGUGCUCCAUUCUGGAAAGAACUUGUGUUUUUCAUCAACGUGAGGGAGGGAUUCACUGCCCGCUUGAAAGACGCUGCCUUGAAAGGUGAUAAAGUCAAAGUCUUUGUCGAUGGGCCAUAUGGGCCUUCGCCUAACCUGAGUUCAUAUGACACAUCCGUGCUCAUUGCUGGCGGAUCCGGAGUCUCGUACACGCUGCCAGUAUUGCUGGAUAUUAUAGAACGCGUUCGCAACGGUCAAAGCAGUUGUUCUCGUGUUGUUUUCAUCUGGUCAAUUCGGAGCGUCGACCACAUUCAUUGGAUCGAUGAGGUUCUCAUCCGCGCACUCCGACUUGCACCCCCUUCUUUAUCCAUCUCAAUCCACAUCCACGUUACCGGCGCACCAUCAACUAUUGAGACGUUACCACAGUCGUAUAGUCCAAAGGAUGAAAAACGUGCGCGCGAUGAUUCCGGCUCCGACAUUAUGGAGUUGCAGGAUGGAAAAGUCGUCGAAAUAAACAAUGACUCCCUGUUCGCUAUUGAGUCGGUCAAGCUUGCACAUGAAAGGCCCGACCUAUGGGCUAUCCUCAGGGACGAAGUGAAAGCGACGACGGGCAGAAUGUCCGUUAGUGUCUGUGGCUCACAGAGCAUAGCACGAUCUGUUCGUGGUGCUCUUCGGUUCCCAGUGUCUAGUCCUCUCAGUGUAGCUAACGGUGGCCCGAGUGUUACUCUACACAUCGAGUCCUUCGGUUACGCUUAAAAGAGGGUUUCAACGUCUACCUUGAAACACACCCCCAUAUGAUUGAUCUUUGCAAAUUCUGUUCUUGGGAGUCUCUUAUGAUUAUAUGCCCGUGUACUUUAAGCCAUCGUGGCGGAUCCCGGAGAAGCUAAAUGAUUUCGCUACUGUCGUGUAUUGCUGCAGUUGGAUGUAAUUGACGGUCCUGAUGCCUUUCUGUAUUGAAAUUGCACCCUUCGGUUGUUCCCAUACAACUUGUUUC
Molecule: messenger RNA, 2317 nt
Organism: Suillus clintonianus
Lineage: Eukaryota; Fungi; Basidiomycota; Agaricomycetes; Boletales; Suillaceae
Product: ferric reductase NAD binding domain-containing protein
Exons: 12
Coding region: 166-2079 (637 amino acids)
Biological process (GO): iron ion transport; intracellular iron ion homeostasis; copper ion import
Cellular component (GO): plasma membrane
Molecular function (GO): ferric-chelate reductase activity
Source: RefSeq, a predicted model, not a curated record